UCUUUUGUAUUGUGCAGCCCAGCCCAAUUGAUGGACGUACGAAAUUGCAAGGAGAGAAAACAAACCUUGGCACUGGAUUAACUUGUAAAGUGGAAUAUAAGUUUUAGAAUUGAAGUUGGUCCAUAUUUGUUAAUCACUCUCAACUGAAGUGUUGAGGUUUGUAACAGUUUCUGGACCUGAGAUCAGUGGUCGUUACGCAGUUUGCACCAUGGCAAACUCGUGCCUUCAACUGAGCGGCUUCCUCAUUAGCUUCCUUGGCUGGCUGGGCAUCGUGAUCGCGAUAUCCACCAAUGACUGGGUGAUUAUGUGCAAAUACAGCUUGAACACAUGCAAGAAGACGGAUGAGCUUGAAACCAAAGGACCCUGGGCGGAAUGUGUCAUCUCCACAGGCCUCUACCACUGUUUCUCCCGAUCGCAGAUCCUGGAUCUCCCAGCCUACAUCCAGACAACUCGUGCCCUGAUGAUCGCAGGUUCCAUCCUCGGUCUCCCGGCAGUGGCGAUGAUUCUCAUGUCCAUGCCCUGCAUCAACUUUGGCAAUGAACCCCAAGGCCCCAAGAACAAACGCACUGUCUUGGGAGGAGUGCUCAUUCUCGUAGUCGCACUGUGCGGCAUGGUGUCUACAGUCUGGUUUCCCAUCGGCGCCUACCAGGAGCACGGCCUCAUGUCGUUCGGCUUCUCCCUCUACACUGGAUGGUUUGGCAGCAUCUUCUGCCUGCUGGGCGGGUGCAUUCUCACCUGCUGCUCCUCAGAGUCCUCCUCGUCCCGCUCCUACCAGGACAACAAUCGAUACUACUACUCCAAACAGGGGGGUGGGAACCCGCCAGCAGCCCCCUCCACCAAUCACGCCAAGAGCGCCCACGUCUAAGCUUCUGGAGCAGACGUGUGCGGAACUGUAACCAGUACAUGAGGACAUACACACUACCACUCACAUCCAAUCCCAUUUACAUGCAAAGCUAUACUGGAAGACAGGGAGGAACAUAAACACAUUCAUUCAGCUUCAAGAAAAAUACACAAGUCCUUGAACGAGCACCCAAACACACCGAAAGAGACUUUCACAUCCAAAUAAACAAAGACUGUUGAGGGCGGUUUUUUUGCCGCCCGUGGAUUGUUUUGAAUCACAGAGCUGAGUUGUGCUUAGUGGGAACUUGCUGUUACGUAUUUGUGCACGGUUCUAAGUACCUGGCUGCAAAAGCAUCCUGAGGUCACAAUCACCUGAGGCCUUGUGGACUGAUUUUUUAUAUAACUUCUAUUUUUCUAUUUAGAUCCACCGUGUCUUAGAGCAGGGUGUGACAUUAAUAUGUUUUGAAUUAUGUUCAUUAACAUUGUUUAUGUACAUUGGUUUUUACUUACUACAGUAUUGUUUAACUGGAACAUUUGCUUCUUGAGUGAUGGACUCAAUUAAAAAAUGCAGCAUUGUUUUUCCAGCCACUGCCGGAUAACGUGAACAUAAAUUUCAAUAGGGAGCUUUAAUCAGCAGUGUUAUGGCCUGAAUUCAAGAGGCAAUGACUUGGCAAUGAUUUUAUCUUGUGUUUCUCACUCAUCCAAUAGUAACAUUUCGUACUACAAACAUCUUUUAUGCUACUAACUUUAUGCGGCUUUUCCUUAAUAAUACAUUUCCUUCAAACAUCUUAGUCUCAGUUCCUCACAUGCAUCAAGUAUGUAGCUAAAGUUUCUACAAGCUCGCAUAGAAAAAAUAUUAUUUAGUUUACUUUCACCUUACAGUAAUGCGAUGACUUGAAUGUUUAAUAUCUCAAAAGAUCUCUGAACACCAAUGAAAAUUUCCAACUCGGAUCUCUGCAGAGGCAAUAUUAGCUGGUUAUUUAUUGUUUUACUGAUGUGCGGUUGUUUGAUUUCCUGUAAUAAAGACCAAAUAAGGAAAAGUGCUUUUGUCUCAAGUCAAUACAACUUUCCCACUUUCUUUUAUUCCAUCUGGAAGGAAGGCUUAAGACGGUUGAAGGAUACAAUCAUCUACGCCCAGAAUAAGUUGAUUGUCACAUUGUUUCUGAUAUAAAUAUCGUAAUGUGAAUGUGGGAAAUGUUUCUAUGUUUGUGUUAAUAUAACCUGAGAACAGUGAGAAAACACGAAUUGUUUUUAAUGCGUCAUAUCUGUAAUUGGACACGGUGACCUUGACUUAGUUCGGCACACAGCAUCCUGUCUGAAACACACACAAUAUGCAACAAAGAAGUAUAAUUGUGUCCAGUGUGUGUCUGUCUGUGUGCUCCUCCUCUCCUCACAAGGUCACAAAGCCCUACAUGAGACUUUGGAAACAGCAGAUGCCAUCUCAUUGUUCUCAGCUUAUCUUCAAACACACAGCGAUAUGUCCUUGUUUUGACACAUCAUUCUGUCAUUCUGUGUGUUUCCUCACACAUCUGUGUGUGCUGCAACUGUGUGAGAUCAUUCUGUGAAAUGUGAUUGCAGGCCAAAGCUGUCCAGUUCACAGGUGGCCAGCGGGAGAAAAGCAAACAAGCGAGCUGUCCUGUAAAGCUGUGAGAGACUGGAAGUGUUACCGUAUGAUAGGAUACAACUUCUUUAUCAAAUAAAAUCACUUCAUUAUUGA
Molecule: messenger RNA, 2557 nt
Organism: Gasterosteus aculeatus aculeatus (three-spined stickleback)
Lineage: Eukaryota; Metazoa; Chordata; Actinopteri; Perciformes; Gasterosteidae
Gene: cldn11a
Product: claudin 11a
Cellular component (GO): membrane; bicellular tight junction
Molecular function (GO): structural molecule activity
Source: RefSeq, a predicted model, not a curated record